AUGGCCAUGAACUUCGCCCCGUAUCAAUACUCGCCGCCAGAGUCCAUUCGUGCCAAAUCUCCACCACCACUCCGCUCUCCGCCAGUCUCACCGCGUCCCCGACCCGCGAAUCCAGCGCGGAAUAUCUCGGCAAUCACAUCAUCAGACACGACCGAUCCCUGGGCCGCAGCACGAAAUCAACGCCUUCCCUCACCUUCAAGAUAUGCCGACGAUGAGGAGCAAGGUUAUGAAGAUUUGGAAGCGAGACCGCUGAACAACGACCGGUACAACGACUACAUUAUCCCACAGUCCAACUACCAAACACGGGAUCUACAUGGGGAUGCAGAUAUGUUCACAACCAGCUUGGGACUUCCUCUACAUGUUGAGGCACCACUGGCGUAUCUUCUACUCCCUCCGGCUGCUGGAGUGGUGCUUUUGCUGUUUGAGCAUAAAUCGGAUUAUGUGCGCUUUCACGCCUGGCAAUCUGCGUUGCUCUUUGGGUUCAUGUUCUUCGUACAUAUUAUAUUCAGCUGGUCCCGUUGGCUGAGCUGGAUCCUGUUCAUGGCUGAUUUGGGGAUGAUGGGAUACUUGGCAUAUGGAGCGUGGAGGGAAGGCAGUACGUUGGAACGAUGGGAAGUUCCUAUUCUGGGGAGACUGGCAGGCGGAUUUGUCGAUGAUGAGUAG
Messenger RNA from Ramularia collo-cygni, 663 nucleotides. Its product is annotated as related to UPF0132 domain protein. The record is from RefSeq and is a predicted model, not a curated record. NCBI's taxonomy places the organism in Eukaryota, Fungi, Ascomycota, Dothideomycetes, Mycosphaerellales, Mycosphaerellaceae. The coding region runs from base 1 to 663 and encodes 220 amino acids. The transcript has a single exon.